This is a messenger RNA of Tetrahymena thermophila SB210, 5034 nucleotides long. Its product is annotated as PCI domain protein. The transcript is spliced from 10 exons. Gene Ontology annotation, molecular function: calcium ion binding. Lineage: Eukaryota; Ciliophora; Oligohymenophorea; Hymenostomatida; Tetrahymenidae. The record is from RefSeq and is a predicted model, not a curated record. Gene Ontology annotation, cellular component: membrane.
AUGAGAAGGAAAUUUAUAUACAUUAUAUAAUUUGUAAUAACUUACAUUUAUAAUGUAGUAGGAGAUGAUAACACCUUUACAUUUGAUCCAACUUCUUAUCAAGUCACUGUACCUGAUUUAGCUGUUUCUGUUGCUACAACUUUAGAUAAAAAUUAUAUGUAUGUUGCUUCCGGGGCCUACGGUGUCUAUACAUAUGACAUCAGUGACUUGCAAAAUAUAAAACUAAUGUAUAAUUUUGAUCUCUAAGGUGACACUGAUAGAGCAAGGAGAGUAUGUCUUUUCUAAAACGAUUAAGCGCUGAUUGUAGCUUAUGAAUUAGGUGGAUUAGUAAUUUAUAAUAUAUCAAACAAAUAAACUAUACCAAGCAUUUAGGUGUAAAUUUAGUCAUUAUAUGCAAACACAAUAAAUGUAUAUUAAGAUACGAUAUUAUUUGCAACACAAACAUAAUUAUACUUUCUUAAGAAAAAUGAGAAUUAUGCAAUUAAUUAACCGAUUCCUAUAGGUACUUUUAUUCGCAAUAUAAGAGUAUACACAAUCAGAGGAAAGCCAUACGCCUACUUAACUUUAGGACAAUAGGGUUUAGUGGCAAUAGACAUACAAUCGUAGGCUAUAGUAUAAUAGUACUCUAUAAGCAAGAGUGAAACUUUUGAUAUGGCUGUAGAUAGUUAAGGAUUAUAUGCCUUUGCUGCUUUAACAAUUUAUGGAGUAGAUAUGUUUGAUAUUUCCUAACUAGGUAUAGGUACCAAUCCAAAUAUCUAGAAACCUAUAUCAUAGAUUAUACAAAACAAUAAUUUCUAUUACUCCAUUUUUAUAAUAGGAAACCACAUGUACUUAUCAUCUUAUGGCAAAGGGGUUUAAAUAUAUAACAUGAUAUAUUAACCAACAUUUAAUCUUUAAUUGAUUUAAGAAAUUAUCUUAGUUGGCGAUACUACAACCAUUUACACAGAUAUUAAUGAAACUGAGCUUUUUUCAACUAAAAAUAAUGUUGUACACAUUAAUUAAAGAACUUCUCCACUCCUUCAAAAUAUAGAUUUAAUGCCAAAUUUAUAGAAUACUCAUUAGUAAAUUAGAUACGCAAUAGAUAACUCAUAUUUGAAUGUGGCAUGGGAUUCAUAUUUAUAUAAAAACCACUUUUUGAUUGUUCCAUAUGCUCAUUUAUAUAUAAUAGAUAUCACAGAUUUUAAUUCUUUUGUAAAUAAUUCACAAUCUUUAAAGUUUACUCCUACUUAAGAAUAACCUUAAUCAUCUACUAAAUGCGACAUGAGUAAAGAAAUAAUAGGUUCUGAUCCAGGUAUUACAAAUACAAUAGAUGGAAUUGCAGUUGAUGAGGUAAAUAAUUUGCUCUUUUUAGGUAGAAAUAAAGCAGGAAUGUUAAUUUAUGAUAUUAUUUAUGUAAGUAACCCAGAAUCAGUUACUUUGUAAUUAAAAAAUUCUAUGACUUAAACAAAUUUUGAAGUAAAUGAUAUAUUUUUAUACACGGUUGAAAAAUAAAUUACAAUUUUUUGUGCUUUGGGAAAUUUUGGCUCAUCAAUUUUGACAUAUAGCAUAAAUAGUAACUCAUUUGGUAGUGAUAUAAAAAAUUUUCCAUUAAAAGACGACUUUUAAAGUUCAAGAAUAGUUAAAGUCCUCUCAGUGCAGGAUAAAUACCUAUUUGCAGGUGCUAGAAGAUAUGGAAUUUUAGUUUAUGAUUUAAAAAAAGGUUCUCAAGAUCCUAUUUAUAAAAUAAGAACUGCAGGAGGGGAAGAUUUUGAGUUUUCUCAGGAUAUGAAAUAUAUUUAUGUUGCAGACUUUUUAAAUGGAUUUUCUAUCAUUUCAAUUUAAUUUGAUUAAUAAAAUAAUCUGAUUAAUACUCCUACUAUUUUAUCAAGAGUGCUACUUGAUGGGUAAGCUAUCAUGGUUUAGAGUUUAAUAGAUUAAAGAUAUAUCUUAGUUGGGUCUACUGGAAACAAAUUAAUUUCUCUUAUUGACGUAUUUAAUAAAUAUAAUCCAACUCUAGUUCAAACAAUGAGUCCAUAAAAUGAAGUAAUGUAGUCUUUUGUUUUAAGAAAAACAGAUUAAGGAUAUUUUAUUGUCAUGCCAACUACUAGAGGACUUAGAAUUUAUAACAUGAAAAGGCCUUUUGAUUUAUUCUACGAAAUUAUGGAUGUUAAUACACAAAUUAAGUAAUCCUAUUAAACCAGUUUGUUGGUAGGAGAAAAUUUAAAAUUAAAGUUGAGUCCUAUUAAUCUUUAAAUGGACUAAGUAUAUCAACUUAGUUCAAAUCUUUACUUGAUACAAAAUUUAAUUAUACAAUCUAUACCUAAUUACAUAUCUUUCAAUCCAAUUGUAAAUGAAAUUAAUUUGACCUUAAAUAAAGAUAACAUGGGAGUCAUGGUGAUGGUAGCUUAAUUCCUUUUCUAAAUAAGUGAGAAGACUUUCUCUGAUGCUGGUUUUACUAAAAAUGCCUUAGGUAUUCUCUCAGAUGCUUAACAGAGAGGAUUUCUAGAUAGCAAAAAUUAUCCUACAGAUAUGAUUCCUUCACUUCGACUAUGGACUUCGGUUUCAGCUGAAAGAUAUGUGGAAAAUGGCAAGUCAAUAAGUGAUGUUAAAUACUAAAUAGAGUCUAUUUUUAAUAGUAAAAUAGUUUAUAUUCCAAUUAGGCUGAAUGUUAUGAACUCUAUUACAUUUAAUAACUAAAAUUAAGAUAAUACUAAUUCUUUAAUAUUAUCUACUUUAUCGAAUACAGUUAGAAUAACAAUAACAAAUUUAGAUAAAACAGUUGGCUAAUUCGUUAAUAAAAAAUAUGAUUAAAUAUAAACUGAUAUUAGCUCUGAUUAACAAAGAAUAUCAUUGAAUGGAGAUCCUACGCAAGUAAGCAAUGCAUUAUCAUAAUUAGUUUUUAGCAGUCCCCUCCUUAAUGGGAUAAAUAUAGUGAACGCUUAACUUUAAGCUUCUAAACUAACGAUUCUAAUAGAAGAUAGUAUAAAUGCACCAAUUUAAAAUGAAUACCAGUUUAGAGAUGUUAAAUUUUUAGUUUACAAUACUUAGCCUUAGAUUAUAAAUCCUAUUUAAGUUCAAUUUGAAUAAUCCUUUAGCAGUGGAGUUAUUUACAUAGAAACAGAUUUCAUCUUUACUUUAAAUCAAUAAACAUUUAAUGAUACAGAAUCCCUAGUUUACGAAGCUUAUCUACUUUCAGGAAAUGAUGAAAUUCUAUUAACAAAUAAAGACAGCAGUAGUUGGAUUCAUUUUGACAAUAGCACCUUAAAAUUUACUGGUUUUGCUGGUUAUUCAAAACUAGGAAGUAAAGCUUAUAUUAAGGUUAAAGUUAAUGACGGGUAUUACUCUACAGAUGAUAUAUUUAUUAUCAAAAUAUAUGGUAUUCCUUUUGAAAUUGUAUUUAAUCGUUUUAUAGCUGCAGUCUCUGGUUUAUCUGGUCUUUUUGUUGUUUGGAAAAUGAGAGGACUAAUACACAUGAUUCUAUGUAAAAGGAGGAUAAGAUACUCAACAGAAAUAGUAAAGAUAGGUGAAGAAUACAGAAAAUAAAUACCUGUAGUUAUUCCUUACAUAGACAGAUGUGCAGAAUUUAUCUCGAUAUUCUUAAAAUACAUUGAAGCAAGGAAAAAAUAAGAGCUACUUAAACCUAAGAAAACCCUGUUCUGCAUUAAGAGGUACAAACACCCUUUAGAGUACUUUGUUGAAGAAAAGCAGUUGAAUCAUUUUACAGAUGAGUCGGCAUAAGGAUAAUCUUAAAGUUACAAUAUAAUUAAUAUGGAAAAAGCAAUAGAAUUAAUGCUAGAAUUUACAAACACAAUAAAAUCAGAAGAUAGAAUAGUACCUAAAAAGUGGUUUAAAAGUAAAUCUCACAUAAGUUAGAAAAUAUUAUCGGCUUUACUUAAUUACAAGUAUAUGACAGAGUUUGAUAAAAAAACCUUUGAAGUUUUCAAAACUUUAAAAAAGAAAUCAAUUUUAAGAAGAAAAUAUAAAUCAGAAAGAUAUUAAUACUUCUCUUCACUUGACUGGUAUUUAGAGUUUGUUAAAAUUAACAUUAAUGAAGAAGAUAUCUACAACAAAGAAAACGAAGUUAGAUUACCUGAAGUUUCAGUUAACUUUUCUAAAAUCACUAAAAUUUACAAUUAGACACAAUAUAAUAACCAAUCAGAAUUUGAUAAUAAAAUGUACGAAAUAGAUUAAUAGAGUUUUAUUGAAGAAGAUUUCUCUAGUUAAUUAAGCUUAAAAAUACCUGGUUGCAACGAUCAUUUACUAGUUGAAAACUUAAAAAAUUACUCAUUAGGUAUUGUUAGAUAGCUAGGAUUUUUUGAGGCAUUAAUAUAGUCUACAAGAGGUUGCAGUGUACAUGUAGACCCCUCUACAAUAAAUAUUAUUAAAGCUAUGAAAAAAACUAUUUCUUAAGGUUUUGUUAGAAAGGUAAAAGAGUUUAUUAGUAUGGAUUACGACGACAUAGAAUUACAGCUAAAUAGAAAGCUACCUAAUUGGUUGACUUGUGAGUGGUAAAAUGGAAGUAUAUACUUAAAAGGAACUCCUGAAAAGAAAGACAUGAGGAAUUACUAAAUUAGGUUAGAAGAUAUCAGCUAAUUUAUCCUUAUGAAUUAUAAACUCUUAAUAAUUGAUGGAGAUAAAUAAUAAACUUAACUACUCUAACCUCAUAUAAAAUAGGAAAUGUAAGAUCAUUUAUCGUUUGAUGAUAACGAAGGAGUAGAGACACUAAACGUAAUGAUCAAAAAACAAAAGCAAAUGGAAAUGCUUAAAUCUUAAAAGACAAAAUAAAAAAAAUUAAUGGAUUUAGAGUAAACUAAUCUUUAAAGCAAAUAAGAGAAUCAAGUUAUUUCACAAGAUAAUAAUAACAAUACAAAUAAUGGCAAGCAAAGUAAAGAAAGCAAUUCUAAUUAAAAUCAGAAUAAUCAGGGAGAUAAUACCAAUUUCUUUUUACCUAUAACAAAAGAUGAAUAGACUAAAUCUUUGAGAGGUUAAAAUUCAGAUGAAAAAGUAUUAGAUUAGUAAAAUGUUUUAAUUUAAAUCGAGGAAUAAGAAUAAUGA